Messenger RNA from Hordeum vulgare subsp. vulgare (domesticated barley), 2815 nucleotides. RefSeq lists its product as uncharacterized. The coding region runs from base 119 to 1357 and encodes 412 amino acids. NCBI's taxonomy places the organism in Eukaryota, Viridiplantae, Streptophyta, Magnoliopsida, Poales, Poaceae. The transcript has 3 exons. The record is from RefSeq and is a predicted model, not a curated record.
GAGUUUUUGUUUUGAGAGCGGAUUUCUUUUAUUUCUCCGUGGGGGAUGAGAGCCCAACAGCAAAUGGAAAUUCAGCCUCCGGCCCAGCCCAGCCCAGGUACAACCCCCUGGCGAGAAAAUGGAGGGAAAAGGUGCAAAAGCGAGGGAAAACCCUCUUCCCGUUCCCCAAAUGCGCGCACGGAAAAAUAUGGAAACCUACGACGACCUCGGUUCCGGCACCGACGGCGGCAUCCACCCGCCGUCGGCGAUGGAGGAACCACCCACCGCCGCCGCUGCCGCUCCAGAGCCCUACCUCAUCGGCGCCGACGCGCUCCCCGCCCCUCACCCGGGUACUGCCGCCGGCGCGAGGAAGCGGAAGGCCCCGGGUAUGGCGAUGGGGAAGGCUGCCAAGAAGCCUCUCAAGCCGCAGGUUGAAGAGCCGAUUCAGCUGCCUGUGUACCAUGGACUUACAAAAGAGUUUCUCAGCGUGGAGGGCAAUGAUUUAGUUGAAGAUUGCUCAGACAUUUAUUAUGCAGAGAACAAAUGUGCGCACGUCAUCGGCGAGCUGCCGCUGCUGCCACAGUCCAUGUCAUUGGUGGAUCUACAGCUCUGGAUCUUCAAGCUGUUCCGGCUCCAUCCAGAAACACAAGAUCUCGAUAUUAAGGGAUUCUUCAAACAGCACAGAAAGGACCUCACUGACGACGAGUCCUCCGAUCCAGAAUGUCCUUUGGAGUACUACUCGUGGGACGUGCAUUAUUUUAGGACUGACAAAUGCUGGAGUUCCUUUGCCAACAAAUUGAAGAGAAAAAGGAAUGUGACGCAGAAGUUCAUGUUGUAUGUGCAAUCUUCUGAGAUCAAGCACUACCACAUUUUGCUCAAAGCUGUAAAUGACGAUUAUUCUCAACUGGCGACGGUUUUGUUGCCUGGGACGAAAGGCCUGGCGAGUCGCUUCGGCUUUGGUGCCCUUGUGGAAGACCCGACAAUGACAGCUGAUGAAAUUGCAGAUUAUCUCACUCGUCACUAUGGCGAGCGGAUUAGUCCUGGUGAGGCGUGGAGAGCAAAACAGUUUGCCCUGGAGAGGAAAUUUGGUACCUUUUAUGAUUCACACAACUUUGCCCCGAGGUUACUCAAGGAAAUAGCACGUAAAAACCCUGGUGGUUUUGUCGACAUCAAGGAUGCAGAGGUUGCAGGGUGUAAAGAUUUUCGAGUCCUGCAGCGUAUGUUUUGGGCAUUUGGUCCGUGCUUAAUGGCCUUCUGUACCUGUUGCCCUGUGCUAUGCAUCAAGGGCACACCACUAUGCGGGAAAUAUCAAGGGAUGCUGUUGACUGCUGUAGCAUUAGAUGCUAAAUUCUUAAGAAAGCUGGCUGUGAUUUCUUAAGAAUUUGGAGCGAGCAGUGGUGCAUCAGUCUGAUGUGUGCAUCAUACACGACUACAAAAAGGAGUUGAUUGAUGCUGUGGAGGACCUUCUGAAUUCCCGUGAACGUCAGUGGCGUAAAGCAGAAAGCUGGUGGUGCAUGGAAGACCUUGCUGAAAACUUCUUUGGUAUUUUGGCGACAAGAAGCUGGUGAUGAUGUUCAAGAAACUUUGCCAGCAAAAACGACGCCAUAAGUUUGGGAAAAUCUGGAAGGAGCUAGACGAGUUGACGUCCAAAUAUAUGGCGGAGAAACAACAUGGCGCUAGUGGCGAAAUGCAGCAGGAAUCAGUCCAGUAUGAUGUGACAGAGCUUGUGAGGCAAAGCCCAUGCAACCAACAUGAUUCUGUGAAGGAUGUGAAAAAAGGAAAUCAUGCUGAUGACAACAACAGAAAGAUAACAAAGUUCUCUGACUGGAUCGGUCUGAAACCAAAGGAGAAGUGGUCACUGGCGUAUGACAGUGAUGGAGCAAGGUAUGGCAUCAUGGGCAGUUAUACAGCUGAUGUAUAUAAGAAUGAUCCUAUCUUGAAAGGGAUCACAUGCCUUCCGCUCAGUGCGAUAGUGGAGGUGACAUUCCUGCGCUUGGUAGAGUACUUCAAAAACACAAGUGUCGCAGCAAACAAAGCGAUCGGCAACCCAAUAAUUAACUUCCCUGAACAUGUCCAGGUUGACCUGAAUUCCAAAAUGCAGAAAUCCGAGACGCACAGACUUAUGUACACAUACACCGAUGAAAAGAAUUAUCUUGGUAAGGUAGUGGAUCAAAAAUACAGUCAAGGGAAGGAAGAGGGAGGUGACUGUUCACCUGAAGACGGACUAUAUCCUCGGCAUUAAUAAGUCUAAAGGAUGCACAAUUCGAAAAACUGCCACCUGUUCAUGUGGCAAGCCACAGGUACUUCACAAGCCUUGUUCUCAUGUCAUUGCCGCCUGUUGUGAGAUUGGGAUUAACUCUGCUACAUACAUGUCCCCGUACUACAGCCUGCCCUAUCUGGGUAGGACCUGGAGGCAAAAAUUCAAUAAGUUCUCACACGACUACAGGGAUACCAUACCACACUGCUUCAGAGGUAUCAUACCAUUUGGAGGUGAAACACCAACUUGGAUCCCAGACAAGAGAUUGGAGUGUGGCCUUCCUGUUUGUCUAUCAUCGGACUGCGUACGAACUGCCGUGGUCGAGGAAGAGCAACAGUGCAGAACUGAAGAUGGAGCAGUUGCAGGCAAUCGUGAAACCUAGACACACUCAGAAGAACCUAGCCAGAUUUGAGAUUCCAAUCUCAUUGUCAAACUCCCAGGUUAUUCAUAUAUUGGAUGCUUAGUAUGUGUUAGCCGUUGUAGUUAAGCUAUCCUAGGCAAACUCCGAACCUCUGUUAUUAUUCGUGGUGCUUCCAUGUUGCACUGGAAACCGAAGUUAUUAUAUCUUUGCUAGUACUA